Messenger RNA from Tarenaya hassleriana, 1500 nucleotides. RefSeq lists its product as uncharacterized. Lineage: Eukaryota; Viridiplantae; Streptophyta; Magnoliopsida; Brassicales; Cleomaceae. The coding region runs from base 200 to 1117 and encodes 305 amino acids. The transcript is spliced from 5 exons. The record is from RefSeq and is a predicted model, not a curated record.
GCAAAAAUGAAAAACGAAAGAAAAAAAGAAAAUAUCUGAUUCGAUUCGAACAGAGAGGAAAAAGAAGACGACUUGGAUCAGACGAAUCCAUCGUAUAGAUCUCAGGCGUCGAAUCUCUCGUCGCCGUGAUAAAUGUUCCCGGAGGGAGCGGUGUUUUCCGAUUAAUUCCGAUAAUAAAUCUUCUCGGCGAGGGACAAAAAUGGAUUCCGAGGAAACGGAGGAGACGAGGAAAAAGGGGUUUUUCUCCCCGUUAGCUCAGCGGUUCUGUACUGUGAUAGCUUUCUCCAUCGCCAGCUUUUUCUUCUUGUCCUUUGUCGUAGGUUUCUUACUGAUGUUCCUCGGCGAAUUAUGGGUUUCUCCCUCUUCAGCCACUGUCCCUUAUCGCUGCAAGAUAGUCUCCAGUUCUGUGGAUCUUAGGUCAUCUAAAGUGUGUGGCAUUGGACUGUUGAACAUCAAAGCUAAGCAUGUGUUUUACCCUUUCGAAAGAGAUAAGUUCCGUUGUCGGUAUGACUACUACUGGGCUUCUGUCUUUAAGGUGGAAUAUAAAGAUCAUUUGUUGGGACAAACACGAUUAGCGUAUGCAGAAGCACCAAAUGAGGCGCUUCCUCUCGAGUGCAGACCUAGUUUCGGUGCUGCUUGGCUGGCCAAAGAUAACUUCAAGGUGAAUGAGACUUACGAUUGCUGGUACACAUUGGGCAUGCCAAAGAUAAAGUUGUAUCCAGACAGUUUCUUUACUUGCCGGGUAGACAAUGUUCCAGAUAUACCCGAGAUUGUUAAACAAUACGCUGUCCUAUUCUCUAAAUUCUUAUGGUCAUUGUUUUCGGGAGAAGAUAAACCAAAGUACUGGAGGCACGACGUGGUUGCUGGCAUUGUCUCUGGCCUGUCAACUUCCAUUGUCACAAUCUUCUUCGUACAGAUCCUACAACAUGCAAAAUCUUGGUUCUCCUUGCGAGGCUCUUGUUCAGACAGGAGACCAUCCCGGAUCAAUCUGUUGGUACAUUUGAAGCGUGCGUGUUUCUUCGUUGCUUACUUCUCCGUGGUUGGAUGGAUGGCUACCCAGUACUUGAAAAUGCUCAAAACCUCUGAAAGGCUUAGUGUAUCGCCCAUCUCUGGUUGAUAUUCUACAAGAGAAUCCCGGGAUCUUUUUCCUAGAUCGAUGAAGAAUCCUCAUGGCUGCGGAUUUUAGUCAAUGGAAUAGGCAUAUGGGAGAGCCUUUAGAUUAGAUUCUAUUGUUCUUGGAUUGUAUAUACAAGCAGCUUGUUUCAAGAUCUUGAUUCUCGAAGUACCCAAGGAACAGGUGUUUCAUGCGUAGAAGAAGAGUUAUUGAUACCAGAAGUCAAGAUCAAGUCUGGACUAGUAAUUUUAAGACAAUGACUCAUUUCAGAUUCAGAAUGUAACAGAAAAACACGCCCAUCAGGUUCAGAAACAGGGUGUUUGAAUGGAUAACAGUUGUAGAACAGUGAACAGAUCUCAUGAAAUUUAUACAGAGCUUGUGAUGUU